Alosa sapidissima (American shad) is the source of this 3258-nucleotide messenger RNA. Its product is annotated as olfactomedin-like protein 2A. The record is from RefSeq and is a predicted model, not a curated record. Gene Ontology annotation, biological process: signal transduction. Lineage: Eukaryota; Metazoa; Chordata; Actinopteri; Clupeiformes; Clupeidae. The transcript is spliced from 8 exons. The coding region runs from base 226 to 2205 and encodes 659 amino acids.
UGUGUGUCAGUGUGCAGGCGAGGUUGGAGCUCCAAACACAUGCUGCAAGACUUGAGAUAUUUUUCUGAUCCAGCCUGGGGUUAGCCUACUAGAGAUGGAACCAUAAUUCGUGUCUUCUCUUGGAGUGAAUUAGAUGAUAUAAACUGGAAAGCUUGAUUUUUUACUCUCAGAUAAUCGGUUAUAGGAAAUAAGAGUUGCUUGACAGUUCAUACGAUCUCUGGCGAAAUGUGGGGACUGGCAAGCAUCAUUUUGUGUUUACCUUUGUUUUCACAAUAUGUGGAGGCGCAAAGCAAGAUCUUUGGGGAGACGGAGCCUGUGCGGAUGACGUCCGAGGGUUCGGACUGUCGCUGUAAGUGCAUCAUGCGGCCCCUGACGCGCGACGCGUGCGCCCGGCUGCGGAGCGGAAGCGUGCGAGUGGAGGACUUCUACACGGUGGAGACGGUCAGCUCGGGCUCUGACUGCAAGUGCUCGUGCACCGCACCGCCCUCCUCCCUCAACCCCUGCGAGAACGAGUGGAAGAUGGAGAAGCUGAAGAAGCAGGCGCCCGAGCUGCUGAAGCUGCACUCUAUGGUGGAUCUCCUGGAGGGAACCCUGUACAGCAUGGACCUGCUGAAAGUUCACGCGUACAUCAGGAAGGUCGUCUCUCAGAUGAACAACCUGGAGGAGACCAUAAAGACCAAUCUGACCCGGGAGAACGACUUUGUGAGAGACAGCCUCAGCUCCCUGACCAACCAGCUGAAGCGCUAUGACAACUACUCUGACAUCAUGAUCAGCAUCAAGAAGGAGAUCUCCAGGCUGGGCCUGCAGCUGCUGCAGAAGGACUCUGGAGCUACGCCCAGCAGCAAAGCUCAGGACACGGCGGGAGACAAGGCGAAAGAAGCAGGCAAGUACUCAGCCAAGAAGCCCGAGAAACCCAAACCACCCCCCAAGGCAGCCAAGGAGAAACUGGUCAAGCCCAAGAAGGAGGUCACCAAGCCGGACUCCGCAGGGAAGGCCAAGGCUGCAGGUCACCAGCCAGGAGUCAUCAGGGGCAUCACCUACUACAAGGCCACCAAGACAGACGGAAGGGACGGCACUGCCAGCAGCAGAGAGAGCUCGGCCAAGACUCACAACGCUGGCUCUGACCGAGAGGCUCACGUCGAGGAGAGGCCCGAGGAAACCGACACACUCCGCAGGGUCGAGGACAUCGACAGUCCUGUCACCACAACCACAGAAACCGCGGCGACUGUCGCCCCGACGACCACCACCACCACCACCACCAAAGCUCCCACCACUACCAGCAGCACAAGCACCAGCUCCACCACCAGCAAGACGACAGGUAGAGGAGAGGACCGACUAGUGCAGCCUGCUCCCACCAUCCUCCUGGUGAUUGACAACUCGGACAACAGCAGUCGACUGCCGACUGGGAAGGACCUGGAGUGCGAGGGGACCAUCGCCUCGGUGGAGAUGCCCGUGAGGCACCACAGCUACGGGCGCAACGAGGGCGCCUGGAUGAAGGACCCUCUGGCCAGGGACUCCAAAAUCUACAUCACAAACUACUAUUAUGGCAACAACCUGGUUGAAUUCCGCAAUCUGGAGAAUUUUAAACAAGGACGCUGGACCAACCUCUACAAACUGCCUUACAACUGGAUUGGAACAGGCCAUGUUGUCUACAACGGUGCCUUCUACUACAAUCGGGCCUUCACAAAGAACAUCAUCAAGUACGACCUGAAGAUGCGAUACGUGGCUGCCUGGACCCUCCUGCACGACGUCGUCUACGAGGACACCACGCCCUGGAAGUGGAGAGGCCACUCGGACAUCGACUUUGCCGUGGACGAAAGUGGCCUCUGGGUCAUCUACCCGGCAGUAGACUAUGACUACGGCCAGCAGGAAGUCAUCGUGGUCAGCAAGCUGGACCCCACGGACCUGUCCAUCAAGAAGGAGACCACCUGGAAGACGGGGCUAAGGCGGAAGUCCUACGGGAACUGCUUCAUUGCUUGCGGCGUGCUUUAUGCUGUCGACGUGUACAACCAGCGAGAGGGCGAGCUGUCGUACGCUUACGACACACACACAGGCACGCAGAGAGCUCCCCAUCUGCCCUUCAUCAAUGAGCACGCCUUCACCACACAGAUUGACUAUAACCCCAAGGAGAAGGUGCUGUAUGCGUGGGACAACGGACACCAGGUCACCUACUCCAUCAAUUUUGUGGAGCAUUCAAAGUCUUAAAAAAAAAUGGACCAAUUAUUAUGCCUCUGCAACCUUUUCCCUCAAAACUCCAUCCAACUGAACAAGCACUUUCUUUCUUUUAUGCUAUUCGAAUUAGUUGUUUUUUUUUUGUAAUGCGCUGUUCUUUGUUUUCGUUGUUGCUCUUACUGCUGUUAAUAAGGUAUCUUCAUGUUCGGGCCAUGUUCAAAGACAGCAACAAAAUCAUCAGCUAAACUUUUUUUUGUAGACUGUAUCAGCUAUAUGUUUAUAUCAGCUGUAGACAGCUGAUCGCUUAUGUGUGUUAUUAUUAUGGGUGGAAGUGAUAGUCACACUUCAGCAAAUCACGAUGGAGCUCACAAAGACGUCAGACUCAGACUGGUUGUUCAUUAGCCAAUGACAAAGGGACUUACAUGAGAACUCUCUGAAAAUCCGCUAUAAGGUACAGUCAGGACUGAGAUUAUUUUCUGUUAUUUUUUGGUCAUUUAUUUUUACAAAUCCAGGGACAUACAUGUUUAUUUACACACAUAGAUGUACACACUGUGUAUAUUAAAUUAUACUAUUCAGUCAGAGAUAUCACUCUGGAGUUUGGUGGACUGCAAUCAUUGAUUAGACUAUAUAUGCUUAUGAGUCUGAAUUUGAAUGUUCUUUUUUCAACUAACUUUUCUAAGGUUAUGUGAUAAAACUUUUUUUGAAAUUAGAGUGCUACUCUGUAAAACUAUGUAAGACUUUGGCAAUCUGUAAAUAUUUUAAUCAUGUACUUUUUAAAAUUGCCAGAUGCUUAGGUGUAACCCACUGUUCACAGUAACCUCUUUGAUAGAGUUUUCCACAGGAAGAAGAAAAAGUAAUUUAAAGCUGAACUGAUAAAAGUAAAGUCCCGUUGGAGAGUAAGUGUUGGAAUUUAGACCGUUCCACUGUAAAUAACAUUAAAGGUGCACAUGUGCAAAGUAGACAUCUGGGUCAGUUUUGCUCAAUUACAUGUGACUUCCUCAAGGCAUUUUGUUUUCAAUGUGUUCAUUUGUUUCAAUCCUCCAAACAUGUUUCUACAAUGAACUAAAUAAAAAAUUAAAUUCAGAG